Xiphophorus maculatus (southern platyfish) is the source of this 1267-nucleotide messenger RNA. RefSeq lists its product as uncharacterized. The transcript is spliced from 8 exons. Gene Ontology annotation, molecular function: DNA binding. NCBI's taxonomy places the organism in Eukaryota, Metazoa, Chordata, Actinopteri, Cyprinodontiformes, Poeciliidae. The record is from RefSeq and is a predicted model, not a curated record. The coding region runs from base 359 to 1156 and encodes 265 amino acids.
GAAAAAUCAAUGUAAAUAUGACAGAGUUGGCACAAAAGAUAAUGUGUUUCUUGUGAGUUUUGCUGUUAACCAAUGUAAUAUGGUCAGUACCGCUUCCAAUGGUAUUUAGCUUAUACUUAUCUGCAUACAAUUAAUCUGUGAUUGGAUGAGCUGAAAUGCCCAUCCAAUCAUGUUUCAUUUUACUGACGUCUCGAAUUACUCAUUGUAAAUCGCGAGAUUUACGUACAAAACAAAUCGUACACGAGGCUGCAGCGUUUUCGUGGUAGCAGAACUAAAAAGAAAAUAUGUAUGUUUUAAUUAGGUGGGCAAAGAAAACAAGGUCAGUGUGGGCAGUGACACAUUUGUGAAAAACAAAAAAAUGCUUUUUGACCCGAAGAGGAUCGGCUGGGUGGAUCAUGGGGUCAUUGGGAAGAAACCACCGAAGGGUGGUUGGAAAGCCUUUCCGGCUCAGAUUCUCAAAGUAAAUGAAGGUCUCCAGGUCAUUCGGGACGCUGAGAAACGCUGGAUAGAAAACAAAAAAAUCUGUCCACAAAAUUCAAAGGCUAAUCAGCCUCAGGCCUCCAAUAAUUCAGAAGACGACGACGCAGAGACAACCUGUGAUCCUUCGGAUCAUACAGACGACAAAUCUCAGAUUAAAGAGUUGGAGGAUCACAUCAAAAAGUUAGAGGAAAUAAUUGGAAAGAAGGAUAAGGAAAUAAAGAGACUUCAAAGGGCAAAUUUACUACUACAAGACGGACUGUCAGACACAAUAUAUAAAAGUGUCAAGGAAGCAGUCAAGGCUGUCCAGCAGUCAUCCAGUUCUUCCAACCAAUUACAGUCUAAAGAAGAAAGUGUGUCUUUGAAAAAUCAUACAGCAAACUCUGUGGGACUUGACUACACUCAGCGGUACAGCGGUUUCAAAAAAAUGACUAGAAACGCGAUGGACUCCCUCUUCACUCUUGAAGAAAUGUCAACAUGUUCAGUGACUGGAAAGAAAGGAAUUCUUGGAAAUAGAAAGAGAAGCUUUGACCAGGAUAAAGUAAACCUUGUCAUUGACCAAAUCAAGAAAGUGUUCAAGGAUGUUGAUGUCUCUGACAUCAAAGUUUGCAUGGCACAAAAAUUGAAGGACACCAGGAGACGCGCUGAGAGGCAGCCAGGGCAAAACGAUGUACUGUAAACCAAUAGUCAAGUCAUCCUGUGGCUGGCUGAUCACGGUGCUGCAAUUUGUGUGUUGAAAUUGUUUGCUUUUCUUUAUUCUUUGAUCUUCCACAGAAUGUUGCUCAUUUAG